Messenger RNA from Chlamydomonas reinhardtii, 963 nucleotides. RefSeq lists its product as uncharacterized. NCBI's taxonomy places the organism in Eukaryota, Viridiplantae, Chlorophyta, Chlorophyceae, Chlamydomonadales, Chlamydomonadaceae. The transcript is spliced from 3 exons. Bases 54 to 431 code for a protein of 125 amino acids. The record is from RefSeq and is a predicted model, not a curated record.
GUAUUUAUAAGUUUCCCGCAACACACGUAGUUAGCUGAAGAGCACUAGCAACCAUGCAGGCACUCCGCCGGGCCGUUAGCACCGCUAUGCCGGGAUUCCGCCGGGCGUCCACCACGGCCGGCGAGACAAUCGACAAGUACUGGGCUCCCUACUUCCCUAAGCCCGCCGUGACCGCGGAUGAGGCCAAGAAGAGCGUGAACAAGGAGAUGGUCGGCUUCAUGCUGCUCGGCCCCGUCGGCGUUGCCUUCAUGCUCUACGACUUCGCUGUGGGUCUGGAGGAGGAGCACCACGUGACCAUCCCGCCCUACCCCUGGAUGCGCAUCCGCCGUCUGCCCGGCAUGCCGUGGGGCCAGGACGGCCUGUUCGAGGGCCACCCCCGCGUUGCCACCACCUGGCCCCCGGAGGAGGGCGCCGCCGACUCCCACCACUAAGCGGCUGACUGACACAGUGCUGACGCUCGGCGCGGUGACCUGGCCGCUGCCUAGCGGCUUGCGCACCCGAGGCCGCCACACACGCGCAGGCUUGCGUCGGGAGAAUCCCCCAAUGUGAAGGUCCCGUGUGGGCGGGUCGCUAGCGGCUGUGUCUUGCGGCCUGCGGCAGCGAGAGCGCGAGUCGUUGUUUGACGCGAGGCCCGCCGACCUCGGCUGUCAGGCGCGCGCCGUGGCUGUCAGGCGCUUUGUGAGUGGGCUUACCUCUGGCUUAGAUUAUAGACUUUAUGACGUGGUGUGGUGCGCGUGUGACUGCUGAAUGGGGAUGCGUGCUGAGACAUCACUGCGUGUGCGGGGUAUGAGUGCUUUAGUUAGACGCGUGUCUCUUAGAUGGUGAUGGAUGCUGUUCGUUAAGAGCUCUUUAGCAUAGCUGUCAACGUGUGCUUGCGCAGGGAACUGCAGACAGGGCUUGUGUUUGCGGCCCCCGGGGAGGACUACUGCGCAUCUCCGCAUGUAAGAAUAUGCAAUGCCCUGG